Ziziphus jujuba (common jujube) is the source of this 1744-nucleotide messenger RNA. Its product is annotated as probable polygalacturonase At1g80170. NCBI's taxonomy places the organism in Eukaryota, Viridiplantae, Streptophyta, Magnoliopsida, Rosales, Rhamnaceae. Gene Ontology annotation, molecular function: polygalacturonase activity. The record is from RefSeq and is a predicted model, not a curated record. Bases 141 to 1448 code for a protein of 435 amino acids. Gene Ontology annotation, biological process: carbohydrate metabolic process. The transcript is spliced from 10 exons.
GAAAAGGUUGCAACUUGUACUGUCUUGCAGAGAAGAAAGGGAGAGGGAUGAUGAGAAUGAGAUGGACACAGGACCCAUGAACACUGUGGCCGGUGUAUUUUGUUGCACUGGAGUCUGGUUGAAGAGUAAAGCAACGAAACAUGGUAUAUGACAACAUGGGCAUGCUUGGUAAACUAGAAUGCUUAGACAUGGAAGAAGAGAAUGAUGUUGACGUUUUUGAGAUCCCAUCAUGGACCAGCGAACGUGGCAGCAAGGUUCUUGUCAAUGUAGAAAGCUUUGGUGCAGUUGGAGAUGGAGUUUCUGAUGAUACCCAGGCUUUCCUAAAAGCAUGGGACACUGCCUGCUCUACGCCCAAAUCAGUUCUUCUGGUACCUCCAGGACGCCGCUAUCUACUUAGUGCGACAAAAUUUCAGGGGGAACAAUGUGAAAGUGACAUGGUUAUCCAGAUUGAUGGAACGUUAGUCGCACCAGAUGAACCGAAGAAGUGGGAUCCAAAAUUCUCACGGAUAUGGCUUGAAUUCUCCCAACUGAAAGGAGUCCUUUUUCAAGGUAAUGGAGUUAUUGAUGGCUCAGGCAGCAAAUGGUGGGCAGCAUCCUGCAAAAAGAACAAGUCAAAUCCUUGCAAAGGAGCGCCAUCAGCAUUAACUAUAGAUUCAAGCAGAGCCGUAAAGGUAAAAGGAAUUACCAUCCAGAACAGCCAGCAGAUGAAUUUUGUCAUUUCUCGGUCUGACUCUGUGAGAAUUUAUGGAGUACAAGUCACAGCUCCAGGAGAUAGUCCCAACACUGAUGGAAUCCAUAUCACUCAAUCUACUAAUGUGGUUCUCCAAGACUGUAAAAUCGGAACAGGGGAUGAUUGUGUUUCAAUCGUAAACGGAAGCUCCAACAUCAAGAUGAAGAGAAUCUACUGUGGACCAGGACACGGAAUCAGCAUUGGAAGUCUUGGGAAGGAUAACUCUACAGCCUUAGUUACUAAGGUGGUCUUGGAUACAGCAUACCUCAGGGAGACUACCAAUGGCCUCAGGAUCAAAACUUGGCAGGGAGGUUCAGGUUAUGUUCGUGGAGUACGGUUUCAAAAUGUGAGAAUGGAAGAUGUAUCGAACCCCAUCAUUAUUGAUCAAUUCUACUGUGAUUCUCCAACCACCUGUCAAAACCAGACAUCAGCUGUCAACAUAACUCAGAUUGUGUUCCGGAAUAUAAGUGGAACUACAAAGAGUGAAAAGGCCAUGAAAUUCGCAUGCAGUGACACAGUUCCAUGCAGCAAUAUAAUCCUUAGUAACAUCAACUUGGAGAAGAAAGAUGGCACGGUGGAGACGUAUUGCAACUCUGCUCAAGGCAUUGGUUAUGGAACUAUUCAUCCCUCAGCAGACUGCCUCAAUUCUCAUGACAAGAUCUAUCUUGCUGACCCUGCAGAGACCAGAAUAGAGGAUAUUGUCCACACUGAACUCUGAGUUGGUUCCUUAUAUAUAUAUAUAUAUAAAUAUAGGUAUACAUAAAUAAUUGAUUGAUACUGAUACUAAAAUAGGGUAAAUGAGCUGUAGGUGCUCUCUAGUAAGGAUUCUUGGGGGAGGUUUGAUGUGCCGAAGCUAAAUUUUAUGGGAAAUUAAAGAUGUUAUAUAUAGUAGUCAUAUACUGAAAUGAAAUGGAACUAAAGUCAUAGAAAAUUGAUAGCACAUAUAUCAAACACUUAUACUGUGAAAAGAAAAGGAACAUCCUGAUUUAAUGAUAACGAUUAAAUAUAUUUUUA